Parasteatoda tepidariorum (common house spider) is the source of this 1144-nucleotide messenger RNA. Its product is annotated as acid-sensing ion channel 1. Gene Ontology annotation, biological process: sodium ion transmembrane transport. The record is from RefSeq and is a predicted model, not a curated record. NCBI's taxonomy places the organism in Eukaryota, Metazoa, Arthropoda, Arachnida, Araneae, Theridiidae. Gene Ontology annotation, molecular function: ligand-gated sodium channel activity. Gene Ontology annotation, cellular component: plasma membrane.
CAUCACUAAGACACAUUCAAGGUGACAACGAAAUUAGAACCCACUACUUCCUUCUUAUAGAGCGUUGCUGAAUCGACGAGACACUAUGCCUGGGAGUAUUGCCUUUUGAAUUUUAUAGCGAAACAAAUGUAUAUAUUAAUUUAAGAUUUUUAACGAAAAUAAGCAGGUACAAAACGCGUGGAAACUCAUAAUCAUGCGCGAUUCAUUAAUAAAUUAAUAAGAAAUAAUAAGACUAUCUUAGUGGAUGUCUUUGAUUCUAUGGGAUUACCAAACAACUGCUACACUAUCAACAGUUUUGUGGGAGAAGUUCAAACAAAAAUUAAAAAGAUUCCGUCAAAGACAUAUGUCAAUAUAAAAAUUAAAACAUCAGUGAAGGAUACUUUUUACACAGCAACGCCAGCCGUGUUCCAAAUAUCCAUUCAUAAUCCUAGAGUUCUAGUAAAUCCAUUUAAAAAAGGAAUCUCUGUAAAGCCAUGUUUUAAUUAUUAUCUAUACCCCUCAAAGGUUGUAAAUAUUUUGAUGUCAGCUCCUUAUGACACCAACUGCACAGAUUACUUUGAAGAGUGGGUAGCGAGAGGAGGCGUAGGGCCAUUGUCUCAAACACAGUGCCGAGAGGAAUGUCUUUUGAAUGCUACUUUAGAGGAUUCUCAUUGUGUUGAUCCCUUUUACAUAGCGUAUCCAAACACGGCACCCAUAUGCAAUCAGCCUGUAUAUGGAAAUAAAUAUUUCAAAAAGUGUUUGCACCUUUGUUCUAGGGCAUGCUACCGCGAAGAUAUUUUGAUUGAUGUGGAAGAACAUGCGUCAUUGUUGGCAAGAGAGAACAAAGAUGAGGCCGAUGAGUGCAUUUCUGUUUUGACAAUAGCAUUCAGCAGAAUGGAAGUAAAAACUUUCAGAUAUUCCGCGAAGUAUCAGGGAAUCGAAAUGUUUGGCAAUAUUGGCGGUAUUUUGGGAGUUUGGCUUGGUAUUUCUCUUAUGGCGAUAACCGAUGUCUUUGAAACAUGCUACGUUGUUUUUCGUCACUUUAGAAAAAGGAUCCAUCGAAAGAAGAUAAAGAAGGAAUUAAUCAAGGCAGAAAAGCUAUUUCAAGAUUGUUAUCAUUGUGAUUCGAAAGGGAAUUUUACAUUAAAGAUUUAUUAAUGGGAAA